Molecule: messenger RNA, 1150 nt
Organism: Quercus lobata
Lineage: Eukaryota; Viridiplantae; Streptophyta; Magnoliopsida; Fagales; Fagaceae
Product: cyclic nucleotide-gated ion channel 1-like
Exons: 7
Coding region: 176-1150 (324 amino acids)
Biological process (GO): monoatomic ion transport; transmembrane transport
Cellular component (GO): membrane
Molecular function (GO): monoatomic ion channel activity
Source: RefSeq, a predicted model, not a curated record
CUAUGACAAAGCCAAUUUCUGCCUCUCUUUGCUUUGCCUCCGGCUUGUAAAAUGCUUCCUAAUUGAGUUAAGCAGGGAUCCAAAGUCAGAACUUUGUGGUACUGUUCGUGGGCUCUAUACAUAUUUAGAGGUUGAUUCAUUCUUCUAGACAUUGUAUCAUUGAUAAACUUUAGUUAUGAAUUACCUUCAGCAUCCACAAGGGAACGGUUCAAGUAAUAAUCAUGACAUCGAGUGGCAAUUACCCAAGAAUGGUGGAGGAGAUGCAGUGCAAGAAGCAACAACAACAUCGAAGACAUAUAUUCUUGACCCAAGGGAGAAGUUCCUUCAAGGGUGGAAUGUAGUAUUUGUGUUGUCAUGCGUGACUGCCGUAGCACUGGAUCCAUUGUUCUUUUACCUUACUGUGAUCAUUCAAGACAAGAAGUGCAUUUGGUUCGACAAUAGAUUGUGGAUCACAAUUCUAGUUUUGCGAUCCUUCUUCGAUUUCAUUUAUCUAGUGCAUAUUAUAUUGCAAUUUCGCACUGGUUUUAUAGACAAAAAGCUUCUGAAAAGUGGAAAACCUGAGUUAAAUACAAAUGCUAGGAAAAUAGCUAAGAAGUAUUUGUGGCCACGCUUAAUAUUCGACAUUCUAGCUAUUCUUCCCAUCCCACAGCUGGUAAUUCCAACUAUUUUUUCAGAAAUGAGAGGCACGAAAACUUCAAAUAAAGUGAAACUCUUGAACACUAUUGUUCUUUUCCAAUAUGUGCCAAGGGUAUCUCAAAUCUACCUAUCCUGGAAGAAACUAACAAGAAAAGACAAGAAGUUUGAUAGAAUCAUACUGGUCAAAGCGUCAUUGAAUUUCAUACUAUACAUCCUUGCUGGUCAUGUAUUGGGAGCCUUUUGGUAUUUCUUCUCUUCUCAACGGCUAGCGGCUUGUUGGCACAUAGCAUGUGAAAAUCAUGAGGAAUGUAGAAGUUUAUUUAACUGUGACCAAAAUUUUGGAAAUCUCUCUUUUAUAGAUGAUAUUUGCCCUAUAAAGACCGGAAUAUUUCUUGAAGCCCUUCGAUCUGGUGUUUUAGAUUCCACAGAUUUUCCACAAAAACUAUUUUACGUACAGUUUCUGGUGGGGCAUGCGAAAUUUGAGUUCCCUUGGUCAAAACCUCCAAACAAGUGA